Calidris pugnax (ruff) is the source of this 3088-nucleotide messenger RNA. RefSeq names its product ATP binding cassette subfamily G member 2 (Junior blood group) (gene ABCG2). Lineage: Eukaryota; Metazoa; Chordata; Aves; Charadriiformes; Scolopacidae. The coding region runs from base 227 to 2218 and encodes 663 amino acids. Gene Ontology annotation, cellular component: plasma membrane. Gene Ontology annotation, molecular function: ATP binding; ABC-type transporter activity; ATP hydrolysis activity. The transcript is spliced from 16 exons. The record is from RefSeq and is a predicted model, not a curated record.
UCCCCAGGGUGAGGGAGCUCGGGGAGCCCAGCUCCCAGCAGGCUGCCCUUGUGCCACAGAGGUGAUGACACGGGUGGGACUGCGGUGCCCUGCCAGCUGAGCGAGCCAUCGGGGCUGCGGUCCUACACACCACACUCUUCUCUUCCCUGGCUCCUGCUUCCCUUCUGCAGCCUCCGCUGCCUCCUGGGCAGUCCUGCAGCACUGCCCCAGACCUGCUGCUGGAAAAAUGGCAGAAGGCCAGCCACACCUAAGUAUUCAGAUGUCAUACUCAAAUACAAAUGGUAUCCCCAGCAGAAACCAGUCCUCUCCAGACUCGGCCAGCAAGGGAGGAAGCGUACUAACUUUCCACAAUGUCUCCUACCAUGUGAAGAUGAAGACUGGGUUCCUGUGUUUUCAAAAAACAACCCAUAAAGAAGUUCUGAGAAAUGUCAAUGGCAUCAUGAGACCGGGACUAAAUGCAAUUUUGGGACCCACUGGCAGUGGUAAAUCCUCUUUACUUGACAUUUUGGCUGCAAGAAAGGAUCCUCAUGGGCUUUCUGGUGACAUUUUGAUCAAUGGAGUUCCUCAGCCUGCCAACUUUAAAUGUACCUCUGGAUACGUAGUACAGGAUGAUGUGGUGAUGGGAACCUUGACUGUAAGAGAAAAUCUGAAGUUCUCGGCAGCGCUCCGUUUGCCAAGGUCAGUGAAGGAACAGGAAAAAAAUGAAAGAGUGAAUCAGAUCAUCAAUGAACUGGGCUUGAGCAAAGUGGCAGAUUCCAAGGUUGGCACCCAGUUCACUCGUGGGGUGUCUGGAGGAGAGAGGAAGAGGACCAAUAUUGGAAUGGAGCUCAUCACGGAUCCUGCGAUCUUGUUUUUGGAUGAACCAACUACAGGGCUUGAUGCCAGCACUGCUAACGCUGUCCUACUGCUACUGAAAAGGAUGUCAAAACAAGGAAAAACAAUAAUCUUCUCCAUCCACCAGCCUCGGUACUCCAUAUUCCGACUGUUUGACAACCUGACACUGCUGGCUGCAGGGAGAGUGCUGUACCACGGGCCCGCUCAGAAUGCCAUCGAGUACUUCCAGUCUGUCGGCUACCAGUGUGAGCCGUACAACAACCCUGCUGACUUUUUCCUGGACAUCAUUAAUGGAGAUUCCACUGCGGUGGCAAUGAACAAGACUGAUGACGCUAACACAGUCUUCUCAGCAGAAGAACGUACUGAAUAUGAUACAACCUUGGCCGAGAAGUUAGCAGAAAGAUACUCCAACUCCACCUACUACCAAGAAACAAAAACAGCAUUAGAGAAUAUUUCUUUGGGAAAUACAAAGAAAACAAAAGCCAUUUUCCGACAAAUCACGUAUGCCAAUUCCUUCCUUCAUCAGCUGAAAUGGGUAUCCAGGCGCACAUUUAAAAAUCUGUUAGGAAACCCUCAAGCUUCCAUAGCUCAGUUGUGUGUUACGGCUUUACUGGGAUUGGUUGUAGGUGCUAUUUUCUUUGGACUUAAAGAGGACUCCACUGGACUACAGAACAGAGUGGGUGCAAUGUUCUUUCUGACCACCAACCAGUGUUUCAGCAGCAUUUCAGCUAUUGAACUUUUUGUUGUGGAAAAAAAGAUAUUUAUACAUGAAUAUAUCAGUGGGUACUACAGAACAUCUGUGUAUUUCAUCUCAAAGCUAAUGGCUGAUUUACUGCCCAUGAGGACUUUGCCAAGUAUCAUCUUCACCUGUAUAAUUUACUUCAUGUUAGGUUUGAAACCAACAAUAGAAGCCUUCUUUACAAUGAUGUUUACCCUUAUGAUGGUGUCCUACGCAGCCACUUCUAUGGCAUUAGCCAUUGCAGCAGGACAGAGCGUGGUCGCUGUGGCAAACCUGCUAAUGACUAUCACAUUUGUUUUUAUGAUUAUUUUCUCUGGGUUGCUGGUCAACCUCACAAGCAUCGUGUCCUGGCUCUCCUGGCUCCAAUACUUUAGCAUCCCUCGAUACGGAAUGACAGCUUUACAAAUCAAUGAAUUGGCUGGUCUGAACUUUUGCGGCAGCAGUAACAACACAAACUUAAUCAGCAACGAUAAUUAUCAACAGAUAAGUGAGAUGUUCUGUAGCGGUGAUGAAUACCUGAAAAAACAAGGCAUUGAUGCGAGUACCUGGGGCCUGUGGCAGAACCACCUGGCUCUCGCCUGCAUGACAGUAAUAUUCCUUACCAUUGCAUACCUGAAACUGCACUUCAUGAAGAAGUUCUCUUAAAGCCAGAAUAAAAAAUGCAAUUCCCACUGUUCAGUAGUUUGAUAAACUGACUGUACAGCUUUUCUUUCUUUUUCUCUUUUUUUAAGAGCUCUUCCUUUGUAUUUUUGUUUAUGAUUACACAAUCGAAUGCCAUCCUUGUAUAUUAAAUACUUAGUAUUUCUGUACUUUGCUGAAAUGUCUGGCAACCAUCAGUUCUCUUUGCCAUAAAAUGUAUACUACUGCUCACUUCAUCAAGAGACUAUUCAGUCUUUCUGCAUGUUGUAGCUAUGAAUUUGUUAAAUCACAAAACUAAUAUUUAAUGGCUUAACCUGAAAAAAAAAUAUGGUUCUAUACUUUAGCACCUACAUUCACUGGACAGUCCAAAGUGAUGUUUAUCAGGACACCAACGUAGUCUCAAGUGCUAAUGUGGUCACAGUCUACGUGAGACAACAACAAAAACAUCUUCUCCAUCUCAGUGCACGUCUCACACUCUUUUCUAUUUGGGAAUCAUUACUGCUCUGGAGUGUACUUGAUUGAUGCCACCAAGUUUUUUCUUAUGAAGUUGAAGUGGUAGAAACACUAUUUUUUAAAAAAAGGUGACUGUGUGCUUACUUAUUCUGCCAGUUUGCGUAAUCCUUGUACUGAAAUUUGCUUUUUCUCUGCAUAACUGCAAGACAUCUUCACUGACCUGUAAUUACUGCUGUUGUGAGUUCUUAGUCUUUUUUACAGUGACCAAAUUCAAAUGUGCAGCUAAUCAGGAUGGCACCACAUCUGUAAGAGCCCAUAGGUGGGCAGCAACCCUUUCCUGGCAGCCCAGCUUUUCCCCUUCCACGUGGUACAGAUGCAACAGUGAUUCCAGCAAGGACCUCUGCCCUUAUCACAUCCCGUUAU